AAGCCGGUGUGUGUGGAGGCAGCGCGGCUGGAAAGAGUGAGUGAGCGGCAGAGCAGGCGUGAUGGCACUGCUCAGCGUGUGGGAGCCUUGGGAAAUCAGGAGUUGAUUUCUACAGUUGAGUCUUGAAGAGGAACCCUCUCUCAUUACAGAUCUGAAAGCUUUCUGGGGUUUCCUGCCAGAGCUGGAUGCUAGAGAAAUUUUUUACAUUUCUCUGGAGAGUGAAGUGACCAAAUACUACUGAGUUUGUCAAAGAAAGCAGUCACAGAUGUUGGAAAGUGACCAUGAGGAGUGAAGAAAUUACACUUCUGAUACUUGAAAGUUAGUGACUGCUUACCACCUUUCCAUGAAAAUUAAGUAUGACUUAGAAGCGUUGAAGGUUUAUGAUGUCAUCGGUUUCGACAGAAAGCAAACUCCAGCAGGCUGUGAGCCUGCAGGGAGUUGACCCAGAAACAUGCAUGAUUGUAUUUAAAAACCACUGGGCACAGGUUGUGAAAAUCUUAGAGAAGCAUGAUCCCUUGAAGAACUCCCAGGCAAAAUACGGGUCCAUCCCUCCAGAUGAGGCCAGUGCUGUGCAGAACUAUGUAGAACACAUGCUCUUCUUGCUCAUUGAAGAACAAGCUAAGGAUGCUGCAAUGGGGCCAAUUUUGGAGUUUGUGGUCUCUGAGAACAUAAUGGAGAAGCUCUUCCUCUGGAGUUUGAGACGGGAGUUUACCGAUGAGACUAAAAUGGAGCAACUCAAGAUGUAUGAGAUGUUGGUCACCCAGUCACACCAGCCUCUGCUGCAUCACAAACCCAUUCUGAAGCCUCUGAUGAUGCUGCUCAGCUCUUGUUCGGGAACGACCACUCCUGCGGUGGAGGGGAAGUUGGUUGUCCUGCUCAAUCAGCUCUGUUCCAUCCUUGCCAAAGAUCCUUCCAUUCUGGAGCUCUUUUUCCACACUAGUGAGGACCAAGGGGCUGCCAACUUCCUGAUCUUCUCCCUCUUGAUUCCCUUCAUUCAUCGCGAAGGGACAGUUGGCCAGCAAGCUCGGGAUGCUUUGCUGUUUAUCAUGUCUCUCUCUGCUGAGAACAGCAUGGUGGCCCAUCACAUCGUGGAGAACACCUAUUUUUGUCCAGUGCUUGCAACCGGUCUCAGUGGGCUGUACUCCUCCCUGCCCACGAAGCUGGAAGAGAAAGGCGAGGAGUGGCACUGCCUCCUGAAGGACGACUGGCUCCUGCUUCCUGCCCUCGUGCAGUUCAUGAACUCCCUGGAGUUCUGCAAUGCGGUCAUUCAGGUGGCUCACCCCUUGAUUCGCCAUCAGCUUGUCAAUUAUAUCUACAAUGGAUUCUUGGUCCCGGUCUUGGCCCCUGCUCUUCAUAAGGUGACUGUGGAGGAAGUCAUGACCACAACUGCAUAUCUGGACCUUUUCCUGCGCAGCAUCUCGGAGCCAGCACUGCUGGAGAUCUUCCUCCGUUUUAUCCUGCUGCACCAGCAUGAGAAUGUUCACAUUCUGGACACUCUCACAAGCCGAAUCAACACCCCUUUUCGGCUUUGUGUGGUGUCCCUGGCAUUAUUCAGAACGCUCAUCGGUUUACAUUGUGAAGAUGUGAUGUUACAACUAGUUUUAAGGUACCUGAUCCCCUGCAACCACAUGAUGCUGAGCCAGAGGUGGGCUGUGAAGGAGAGAGACUGCUACUCGGUGUCUGCUGCCAAGCUGCUCGCCUUGACGCCUGGCUGCUGCGCCAGCGGCAUCACCCUGACGCUUGGGAACCAAGAGCGGGACUAUAUUCUCUGGUCGAAGUGCACGCAUGAUGGCUCAGGGCCUGCAGAGCCGCCACCCGAGGCAGCCUCGCCCUCGGCCUGCAUCGUGGAGUAUGGGAAGGCCUUGGACAUCAGCUACCUGCAGUACCUGUGGGAGGCCCACGCCAGCAUCCUGCGCUGCAUGAGGGACUGCCGGGUCUGGUCCGCACUGUACGACGGGGACUCGCCCAGCUCUGAGACGUUUCUGCACAGUGUGCCGGAGGACAGCUUCGGGCACACAGCCUCCCCCGGGUCCCAGCUCCCGCCAGACCCAGGGACGGGGGGCUCUCAGCGGGCUCCAGCCAAGGAAAAAGGCCACACAGAGCUGGAGUGGGAUGACAGCUACGACACAGGCAUCUCCUCGGGGGCUGAUGUCAGCUCCCCUGGGGCUUAUGAUGACCUGGACACUUCUGGCCCCCCUGUACCCAUUGAUCCCCCCAAACACAUCCAGGAGAUGAAGAAGAACGCCAUCUUGCUCUUCAAAGGCUCCUACAUUGAGGAGUCGGACUUCCAGGACGAUGUGAUGGUGUACCGGCUCUGUGCAGAGAAGGACGCAGAGGAUGCCAGGGACUCCCAGGGGGAAACUGCAGGGCCCCCAGCCGAGGCCCGGCCUGAGGCUCAGAGUGACGCUGUGAACAACGGGCCCCUCAGUCCCCAGCCGGAGACGGAUGCAGAGGGGGAGCACAAGAGGGACACUUCAGACCUGCUUCAGAACGUGUCCGAGGACCCAGCACCAGAGAGUGGGUCUGAAGUAGCCCCCGGAUCAGACCCAGAGUUAGCAGCCCCCGCCGCCGAGGCCAAGCACAGUCCAGACCUCCUGGCAAUCAACCCAGAGGGCGAAGACUUCAUCGCCCAGUAUGACCAGAUCAUUAGGGAGCUGGAUUCGGGCUCUGAGAGCUUGAUGGACCAGAGCUUUCCCUCGCCGGAGCCCUCGCUCCUCCUCAAGGAGGAAGAAGGCAGCGGGGGAGAGCGUCAAGGAGGACAGGGGGAGCGACAGGAGGAGCGGGAGAAGGACAUGGAAGAGGACGACGACAACUUCGACUCUUUGCUAGCGGAAGCUCCUCCUGUGGAGAGCGUGCCUUCCCCGUUUGGGGUGAGAGAGGAGACUGCCUGUGGCAGUCGCCAUCCUGUGAGGACUGCGAGCGCUCCGUUCACAGGCCCGUUCAUCAGCGUGGUCCUGUCCAAGCUGGAGAACAUGCUGGAGAACUCACUGCACGUGAACUUGCUGCUCAUCGGGAUCAUCACACAGCUGGCCAGCUACCCCCAGCCCCUCCUGCGCUCCUUUCUGCUCAACACCAACAUGGUCUUCCAGCCCAGCGUGCGCUCCCUCUACCAGGUCCUUGCAUCUGUGAAAAACAAGAUCGAGCAGUUCGCCUCUGUGGAGAGAGACUUCCCAGGCCUCCUCAUCCAGGCCCAGCAGUACCUGCUCUUCCGGGUGGACACGUCUGAUGGGACCCCUGCGGCCCUAACCAAAGAUCCCAUUCCAGAGGCUUCCAAGACCGGAAGUGGCAGGAACCUUUUGGAUGGUCCCCCAAGAGUGCUUCAGCCCUUCCUGACCAACAGAGCCAAGGUGGCCGGGGCGCCCCCGAGCCUGCCCUUGGCGGUGAGGAACACCAUGCUCGCCGCCGCCCUCUUCCCCGAGUUCCUGAAGGAGCUGGCUGCCCUGGCGCAGGAACACUCCAUCCUGUGCUACAAGAUCCUGGGGGACUGCGAGGACUCGUGCUGUUAGUGUUUUUAAAAACGUCUUCACAGGUUGUAGUAUCUUGACUGAAUGUUAAAUGCAAAGCUGCUUGUCAAAUUCUAUUUUGAUGUUUCCUGAUGAUACUUGAUUUACGGAGGAGAUUUCUGCGGCCCUCCUUUCUCCAGCCAGGACUUCUCCUGUGCGUUAUGUAGAAUGUAAGUCUCCGAGCAGAUCGCUCCCCUAGGCAGAUUGCUUUGCUCACUUUUCCCACCUCACACGUUUCGCUCGUUAUCUUCCCAACCCUUUGAAUCACUCCGCCUGCUGUUCAGAUCGAAUGGGGCAGACGCUGGGGCCCACUGAUUUCUGGACGUGCCCCGUGGCAGCAGGCCAGGUUUCGGCAGUACACGAAGGCUCCCAGCAUCUCAACGAUGCUCUGCUGCCCUCUGCAUUUUGGCUUUCAUUUUAUAAAAGGGAACAGUUAAGAUGGAGCUGUUCUUGCCUUCAUCACACAAACACAAGCCCUGUGCCCUCUGAACCUUCCUUCCGGGACUUUGUUCUCUCUGCACGCAUUGCCUUAUGGUAUGGGAAAGCCCCUGGUCCAUCUCUGGGAUGUCCCGUGGCGUUGGAGAGAACCCGGAGUGCAGGGAAUUAUUUCUCGUUGCUGGAGAGCUCUCUUCAGUCCCCGCAACAUUACCGAAACACUGAAGAUGGCCUUAUUUUAGUCAGAUUUGCACAAAUCGAAGUGUGCCUAUGCAAACUGCUACUUUAGCUUUUAAGAGUUUGAUCAAAUGAAGAAAGUGUGGUGUGUACUUAUGCAAGACAGCCAUCAUUAUUUCUUAAAGUGUUUUAAGAGACGUUAAUUUGUGAAGUGCUUCUAUAGCGGGCUUUUUCAGGGGAGAGGCUGGAGUGGGGGCAAAACAUAAAGGUCAGCUAAAUGCAGCCUGUAAAAACUCUGGUCAUUAUUUUGACUUUUUUUUUUUUUCUGGCAAACAUGUUGCACUUUGUAGAGAAAUAGGCACGUGUGCAGCCCACGUUUUGGGAGCUGGGACAUAAAUGCAUCCAGCUCACUGGAGCCCUGCAAAGCCAAGUGCCGCGUGGUGGCCGCUCCACAUAGACACGCUGCUUUCUAAGGACAGCUUCAUUGGAAGCCCCAGCCUGGGUUAUUAGUGCUUCUCACUGCUUUUCAGCCUGCUCUAAGAGGCAAGACUGUCCGCAGAGCCAUGGCCACGUGAAGCUACCUCCAACGGGGAGAUGCACAGAAUAAUGGGGGGUUGAGAAGAUGGCCUUAAGGAGAGAAGAAGGAGACGAAACCACGGGGGUUCAUGGAGAUUACAUUGCACUCAUGUGCUCGGGCCCAGGUCUGUGGGGAGAAGCAAGGAACCGGGACAAGCGUGUGUUUGGAGGGAGACUGGAAGGCCUCCCUGCCAGGCCCCGAGGGCAGCUACGGUCUGCUGGUUGUGCCCGGGGCACUCGUUUGUCUUAAUCAGGCCCCGGUACAGGAGAGAAAUGGGAAGGAGUCACAGCUGAGGCCCUGCUGUGCCAAGGCGAGGCUUGGUGCUUGAGGAUCUUGCAGCGGCUGUAUACUGAGAGAGGUGGAGACAGCCCGGCCUGGAGAGCCAUUUUGCAUUGUUCAUAGCGUAGGCAAGAAGCCAUGUUACCUGUCCUGGCACGUUUCCGACCUCACAUUUGUCUGUCACGAAAACGGGUUUGCUCAGCGGUGGUACCGCAGCCAGGUCAGCUGAGGCACAGCUAACUGGUCUGCUCGUGGCUUCCGGAUGCCUCGCUGUAUUUGCAGAGCCCACAGGUCUCCAGCAGGAAAGAAGGAAGCUUCAGGUAGAAAAAGAGGGAUAGUUAAACUGUAAUAUAGUAUGCUCAAACUGCUCUGCACAGGGAUGUGUCUGGUUGGUUGGACCUGCCAGGUCACAACACGCGGAAGCCGUGUCUGCUAGUGGUGUUCUGCGGCUGCGGGAGCUGGUGUGCUGGCAACUCACCGUGAGUCUGUUUCUUUGUCGUAGAGCACCGUGGGCCCCGUGUGGAAGGUGCCCGUUAAGACAGGGAGUGACUUCGUGCCUGUCUUUUUCAGUAGGUACUGAAGCAGAGUUACUUUAAAAGGAGGACAGAGGCCUGGAAUGGGCAUGAGAGGCAGGAACUUUGUUAGUGGUCAGCUCUGACGACUGCUGUCCUCUCACUUCGGGAGCUGGAGACUGGUUGUUUGUGCAGCCGUCACAGUUCCCCAGGGGCUGUGCCCAGAGUCUUACAAAAAUGAAGUCAGAAAACUGACCCGGCCUGUACUACGGGCGUCAGAAAGCCUGCGUGGUUGGGCACAGUGGCCCAGAAUGGCUCACCUGGGGCAAGCAGCAGAGACCAGAGCUAUCAACAGGCCAGGAAGAGACCCCGAGAAACACUGUCCGAGGCAGCGCUGAAGAUGCCAGACAGGCGGGUGAUGACGGGAGUGCCUUACGGGACAAGAUUGGUCUAAUGAAGAAGGUUCCAGCCAUCAGGUAAACAGGCAAGGCCCUUAGAGGUGUCUUUUUUGUUUUUUUAAUAAGUUUUGGGCAGAGAUUUUAAAGACCUUCGACAUGGCCCAGAAGUGGCUCCUCUCCUGGGAGCAGCCCGCGUCGGCUGCCCUGCUCCUCGACAGAGCAGACCUCCUGAUGAGCCCUGGGCUGCUGUCACUGUCCACCCCAGUGUCUUGGGAGUCAAGGUGAGCGGCGGGUUCCUGGAACAUCACAGCACUCACCUCAGUGCAUAAUUCAGGGUCUGAUUCAGCUGUCUAGACUGAGUGAAUUUUCUGGUUCAAAAUAUGAGAGGCACUGGCAUAUUUAAAAUUGAUUUUCUGCAAUUGUUCAGGCGAAUGUUUGCAAAAUUUUAAACAGCAGUUCCACCUUAGGUCCAGACUAAAGCACAGUUUCAUGGGGGUAAGUGACCGUUUCCCAGCCGUUAAGUGGAGAUGCAGGAAUAGCUCAUCAGAGAUGUGAUUUUCUUACAUCAGUAGAGACUUCCUUUCCCUGGUAUUCAGGGGCACUGUGAAACGGUGCCUGCUUGGUAGAGCAUUAUUUAGAAACUCCUUUGACAUGCUCAGGUUGUCAAGUGGUCAGCCCUUCUCCGGGCCCUCGCAGCGCCCUUCCACAGCAGGGGUUUUGACCAGGGCCAAGUGUGGCUGUUGGUUUUCAGUGCAUGCAGACAUCGUGGGGCCAGGGUGUUGUCAGCAAGUGGCCUCUUGUGCUCAUAAUCAAGAAGCUGGCUGUACGAGUACUGGGGUCCCGUUGCAAGUGUUCAGUGUCUCUGCAGUGUCAUGUGGCCUGACUGCCAGAUCUGUGUAGAGGUUUUGGGCAGUGGAUAAUCACUCUAGCUUGGUGUUCGGGUCACUUUCAGUAGGUGGAUGUCACACGUGUGAUGUUAAACACCUCCCUGCACCCCAGCUGUCCUUUAAGGGCAGUUCCGUUUGACUGCUGUCAGCUCUGCAUUUAGGGAAAUGUCUGUCAUGCUGGCUUCUGUGAAAUACUUUACGGCAGGACAGCUGUGCACUCGCGCCUCAGGUUACCGGCAGGGUCAGCGUGAGGGGAGGGCUGCCGCAGUCCUGGGCCCGUGCAGCAGUCCUGGCUUCUGGAACAGAGCUCCUCUGGUGGCGGAGCCACGGGGUUUUAAGUCAUUCGAGGAGCCAUCCUAGCCCCUUCUUGCUUCAGCCUCCAGCCUGUAACUGACGCCAAACAACAGUGCAGAACGUGUCCCCCAGUUUAUGUCCACGCCACUCACGUCAGCGAGGACGCGUUUUACGAGGAUGGAGUUGAUGUUUUUCCUUUCUUUCUGAAUGACCAUCGUAAACCUUGCAGAAAAAACUCUUGGAAGACUAAGAAUGGGCUUUGGGCUAAUUUCGCCCCAGUAAAUCCUCUCUAUAUUCAAGCACUUUCAGGCCAUGACGUUGUGGAGGACAGAUGAUCCUGGCAGCUCUUUAACUGAGUGAACGGCCUUUCCCAAGAGGCUUUUCGAGAGGCUCUUCAGGGGAAAGGAGGGCCAGGCUGGGGGAGCUUCACCCUCAGCACCCCCGAACUGAUGAUUUUAGCAGGGUGCUCUUCCCCGACCGGCUGUGAAUUGGGCCCCAGGCUUACGGGCCGUGGGUGACCCGAGGCGCUCCCAGGUAAGAGGGCUGACAGCAGCAGGGCUGGCGGCGGGCUCUGCGGCGAUCUCAGGCAGCUCGGGAGGAGCCCGUGUUCGCUGCAUCAUCUCACAGCUGGUGAGGAUGCUGAAGCUCUUGGGCAGAUCACGCGUGCUGGAGCCGAUAUUUUACUGGGACAAGCACACAAAGACUCCCUGUAGCCAAGCCCUCCUUUGCCCUGAAGAUGUUUGAAGGGAGAGAAUACAGUGUUGAUGACCCUGAGUGGUCUUUGCUCGGCCACUUGACGGAGGGACUCGCACGCCUUCCCCUCAUCGCCCCGGCAUGCCUCUGUCUAAAACCUGCUCAGGAAGCCAGCCGCCGCCCCACUACUCCUGGGAAUGGGUAGGUAACCUGCCCCUUCCCCGUCACGGUGAGUCCCUAGAAGAUGCAGCUACACUCAGAUGAGAAAGUCCCUAGUUCUGUACCACACUGACCAACCUAAGCUGAGGGUGCGUGUGCGCCAGGCAGUUGGCGCUCUCCUCGCAGACCAGCAGUAACUAGAGGAACAAAACAUGCGAGAGGUCUCAGGCGAAACCUCCGCUUGGUGAACGACCCGAGUGUUUUUCUGUCUGUACCUUGAGGCACAGAAGUUCCCUUUGUUGCCUAAGCCUGGACAGAUGCAAAAAGCUACUUCCUAGACCCAGUGACCCCAAAUUUAAAAUCCUAGUAGUCAGCAGUGUCUCUUGCAAAGGGGCCCCCACAAAAGACUGUUAAUUUGUGAAUCAGAAAGCUUUUCUGGAAUUCUCCCUCUUUGCUAGGCAGCCUGCUGAGGGCCACGGCUCACAGCCCUGCCUUCCCACCAGAACCAUCCAGCCCGCCUCCUAAGCAACGGAACACGGUUUGGUUGAGGUUUGGCUGGACCAAGUAGAGCUGUUCCAAAGGUUUUCUAGCACCCCGCCCCCGCUGGUAUACACCCAUCAACCUGUGUGUGUGUGUGUGUGUGUGUGUGUGUGUAGGGCUGUCUGUACAGGUGUGUGUGUGACUGUGACAGAUGGCAGUGGCUUCAGUACGGCACCAACUCAUACAUUUUAAUGAGAUUUCCCCUAAAUGGCACAAACAGAAGCAGACUAAAUUUGUACUCAUGGGAGAAUGAAGUUGCGUUUUACCAAGGUGUGUGUAGUGUAGCAGAGCUGUACUUGGUGAGUUUCUUGGGGUGUUAUGUAAAUGUGUCCUUCCAUUAUCUUGUCAGGUUCCCAUCAGAGAUGUGCUACAAAUUUUUUCCUCAUGGUAGUGGUGUCAUCACGCAGUCUGGUUUGGGGGAUUUCAGAAGUGACCUAGAGCAGGCAGUAGUCAGAGCUGGACGGGAAGCAGUCUUGCAGGACGCAGUGUUCGUGAUGGCAGCACUGCUCUGUGGAGCUGGUCGGACGCAGUUUGCACUUGACCUGAAGUUUGGGGAAACCGUCUUAGCUGACUGCACUAGCCCUAGGUUUGAAAUGGUCUGGGAAGAGCCUUCAGUGCUUUUGAUAAGCUUUUGGUGAGAAGCAUUUAGGAAAGAAAACCCAACUUUAUUUUCUCUUACGAAGUAAAGGUCUUGCCAGAUUUCCAUCUCGGGGCGCCGCUGCUCAUUUGUGUUUAACAGACAUGCGGGGCGGGGGAGGCCUCCACCUGGUCUCUUGUAGAAGGGUGAGUGCACGGUACGUUCGCAGCCAGCAGUGUUCAGUGUAACACAAGGCGGGUUACAUGGCUUGCUGGAUUCUUAAACAAAUGUAAAAAGAAAGCUUGUCCUCACGCUUGUCUCAAGUGAACUGCACAACUAGUUUCUUCUCUCUGCUUGCUGCUGUGGCUGGGCGCACGGGGCACUUUCCUCGCUCGCUCAGGGAAGCCCCGAGCACGUCUGCGGCCGGAACAUUGGCUGCUUAGGUGCUGAUGGUGUGCGUGCUUUUCCCCAGGCUCGCUGGUCCCCACAGACCUGCCUUUUCUUGUUCCUGGUAGGCCAGGAGUGAAUUUUAAAAAUCAGGGCCUCUGAAGACUUGUUCCCCGUAUCAGUUUACAGGUACUUUUAAAAAAGAGCUUUUGCAGCUGUGUGCGCGACACACCUGCAGCCCAGCACUGAGGGAGACAGAUCACAAGUUCAAGUCCCUCCAAGGCAGCUCAGUGAGACCCGCCUCACAACUGAGAAAGGGCCGCGCAUGGAGCUCGGCGGUGGUCCCUGCUUUUGAUUCCUACUACUGGGUGCGGCCGAGGGGAAUGAUAACCCAGCAUUUGCAAAACUGGUCUUUAACCCAUGUAUGCCAAAGGUUGCAGGUUUUUGAAUUUUUGCACUAAAUUCAUAUGUUAUAAAAUAUAUAUAUAUAUAUCAAGGAACAAGAACUUGAAGAGAAAAAAUUUUAUGUCCCAUUGUUAUGUGCCGUUCCAAAAAUGGAACACUAGACAUAAAAGGAUUAAAGGAAGCAUUGUGAGCCUGAGGCACUAGACAUGCAAUGAACAAAGGGGCCCUGUGACUGAGGGAGUGUUACUGUCACGCAGACAGGGGCAGAGGCAGCGAGGCCUUCAUUGCCGUGCUGCCAACUGCUCCUCAGUUACUGGAAGGUCAAGAUUUUGAUUUACUCACUUGCAAUCUUGUUCUUUUCAAGCAAAACAAAUCCAUGUUACAGCUUUCCUUCUUUUUGUCCUGACGGUGUGGGGGGUGUCAAUCUUACACAAUCUUUGAAGUGUAAGUUAAUUUUUACGUGCUAUUUCAAUAUAUAUUUUAUUCAUUAAAUUUAUUUGAAAACAG
Messenger RNA from Chinchilla lanigera (long-tailed chinchilla), 10330 nucleotides. RefSeq names its product family with sequence similarity 160, member A1 (gene Fhip1a). NCBI's taxonomy places the organism in Eukaryota, Metazoa, Chordata, Mammalia, Rodentia, Chinchillidae. The coding region runs from base 381 to 3506 and encodes 1041 amino acids. The transcript has 14 exons. The record is from RefSeq and is a predicted model, not a curated record.